Molecule: messenger RNA, 2427 nt
Organism: Adineta ricciae
Lineage: Eukaryota; Metazoa; Rotifera; Eurotatoria; Adinetida; Adinetidae
Source: the annotation of a GenBank genome assembly
AUGUCGAACACGGAUGAAAGCCCGCACACGACUCUCUCAAUGGAUGUUUCCUCGCAGCCAGCGAUCAUUAAUACAGUAGCUGUUGCUCUGCCACAACAGCAGCCUCGUCCUCUAAGGCGUAAGAUUAGUCAUCAAUCAACACCAGUGUUUUCUUCGUUUUUGCGAACACCCUCAGGAAGCAAUGGUGGAUUUUUCAACAAUUUAAUCCAACGAACCAUUUCGAAUCGGCAAAGAGCCGAAAUUCAACUGCAAAGUUUACUUAAUGAACCUGAAGAAUCUCUACCGGCAUUUGCACGUCGUGCCAGUGACCAUUUACCAAAUGAGAAUCUACCAUUAGAAGAAGUGUCCAAAUUACUCAAUACUCAAACGUUUGUCAUCGAACGACUUGUUAAUGCUCUCUAUUCGUCUACCGAUGACGAUGAUAGUAUAAAGACUUUGAGCAAGUGCGAAGUACGAAAGCUAACACGAGCGCUGAAUAGUACGAUGGACGUUCGCGCGCUUCUCUUUUUCAUGAUGCUCGACGAAGAUGGUGAUCGUUAUAUAACAAGUAAUGAACUGGCAUUUUUCUAUGAGAAAUAUUUACAAGGUUUGAAAACAUUCGAUGCCAAUCGUUUGCAAGAGGUUAUCCAAGUGCUUCUAAAAAAGUUUCAUCUCGAUCAAAAAACUCGAAUUGAUUUCGAAGAAUUCUAUUCAAUUGUAUCCAAAGAUGCGACACUACUUGAAUCUUUAUCUCAAUUUACUGUUCAUCCAACAUGGUUUAUUAAAACACCCACUAAUCCAACGGUCAAAGAAACUUUGGCCAUCUAUGUUAUUAUUUAUCGAAUAACAGUGACCAGAUCACAUGCAUUUGUUGUUGUUGCACGUAUUGGUGGAAUGUUGCUGAAUUUCAAUUGUGCACUUGUCAUUACACUGAUGCUUAAACAAACAAUAUUGAUCAUUCGUACGAAUAGUUUUCUACGGAAGAUCAUUCCUGUUGAUGAUCAUAUUGACUUUCAUAAAAUCGUCGGACGAUUUAUUGCCGUUCUAUCAAUCGUACAUACAAUCGCACAUAUGGCUAACUUCGGAAGACUUACAGAUCAUUCCUGGGGAACUUACAUGUUUGCGACAAGACCUAAUCUAGGUUGGGUUGGAGGCCUUGCGCCAUUGACUGGUGUUAUCUUAUGUAUCAUCCUUGCUGUCAUUGUUAUUUGUUCCAUGCAAUGGAUUCGUCGUGGUGGUCAUUUUCAAAUUUUCUAUUGGACACAUUUACUAUACUUUCCGUUUUUCAUUCUUCUUAUUUUGCACGCAGGAAACUUUUGGAAAUGGAUCGUGGGCCCAUUAUCUCUUUUCCUAUUGGAAAAAACCUAUUCAAUUUUAACAAGAUAUUCUGUUCGAAGUGGCCGCACUUAUCUUCAUUCAGCAACUAUCGAACAGUCGAAUGUUAUUAGUUUGAAUAUACAUCGACCAAAAAAUUUCACUUUUCAACCAGGUGAUUAUAUAAGUAUCAAUUUACCACGUGUUGCACUCUACGAAUUCCAUCCAUUUACGAUCAGUAGUGCACCUGAAGAAAUGGGCAAUCUUCGCGUACAUAUCCAAGCUGUUGGUAAUUGGACGAAGCAGGUUUAUCAACGUUUCAAAGAAAUGUCUGAAGAUGACGCUCGAGAAAAUCACGUCAAAGUUUACCGUGCUGAUCUUCAUCCCGAACAAUCGGUUGCAGAUCUUCAAGCUAUCAAUAAAGAUCACUGUGGUGAUGAUGAUGGAAGUGAAGUAUAUGCAGGCAAAUGUCGAAUGAAAUUCAAAAAACGAGAACCUGUGGUGAUCAAUGGACCUUAUUCUUCAUGUGCUCGUUACAUAUUCGACUGUAAACAUGUUGUUUUGAUUGGCGGUGGUAUUGGUAUCACACCAUAUGCAUCGAUAUUAUCAAGUCUCAUGGCACAAUUUCGUGCGUCGCGUGUUGUUUGUAAAUACUGUAAUGGAAUCAAUUACAAUUCCAAAGGACUUGUCGAAAAUCAUCGUCUGAAAAAAGUCGAUUUUAUUUGGGUGAAUCGAGACCAAAAGAAUUUCGAAUGGUUCCUCAAUCUUCUUCGUCAAUUUGAACAAGAACAAGAAUAUUAUCUAGCGUCAAAUUCUAAUGAAAAGCGUUUUCUUGACAUUCAUUUAUAUUUCACAGAAAUCAAGCAUGAUGAGAAUAUUGGUAAUGUUCCAUUAGAUCUAGUGACUAAAAUCUGGGCUCAAGUAGCUGGACAAGAUAUAUUUACUAGUUUAAAAUCGAAAACACAUAUCGGUCGACCGAAAUGGGAAGAUUUGUUUAGUAAUUUAAUCUCAGGCGAAAAUGCCUCGACAGCAAAUGAUGUCGAUGUUUUCUUCUGUGGACCAUCAACUAUGGCCCAAACAAUUCGAAAUCACUGUGCUACAUUUCGAUUUCGAUUUUACGAAGAAAAAUUUUGA